AGAAGUAGCUGAUUGGUCAUUAGCACUAACAAAUUUUGGUGUAUGCUGCGUCUACGUGGUUAUAAUCGCGGAGUGUUUUAAACAGAUUUCAGACGACUACGUCGGCCCGAGUUGGUCAGUGAGCUUAUUCUGUGCGCUGUGCCUCGUGGUUUUGGUGCCGCUGUCACAAAUCACUACGCUGAAAUACCUGGUGCCUUUCUCUACGUUUGCCAACUUCAUGUGGCUCGGAUCGAUAUGUAUAUGCCUGUACUACUGCUUGAAAGAACCUCCGGCAAUCAAAGACAGGAGCCUCGCUAAGUCUAUUACGGGAAUACCUAGUUUUAUUACCACAUGCGCGUUCGCAAUGGAGGCUAUUGCUCUAAUAUUGCCAUUGGAGAACGAGAUGACUAAACCGCAGCAGUUCCUGGGCUGCCCGGGGGUACUAAACAUCGCUAUGACCACAAUCGUGAUCUUCUACGGCUUCGUUGGCUUCUCAGGGUACUGGCAAUUUGGAAACGAUGUUUCGGGAAGCCUGAUACUUAGUCUACCUCAGGACGAAAUCCUAGCACAGGCGGCCAAGAUCUUGGUGGCGUGCGUGAUGAUUUUAUCGUUCACACUGAUAUACUACAUACCCAUAGAUUUCGUUUGGAAAAGACUCCAGGACCAGAUUCCAGCCAGGAGACAGUCCUGGACCCUCAGCGGUAUAAGGCUGCUUGGAACGUUAAUUAUUG
Messenger RNA from Hyposmocoma kahamanoa, 710 nucleotides. RefSeq names its product proton-coupled amino acid transporter-like protein CG1139. Gene Ontology annotation, molecular function: amino acid transmembrane transporter activity. The record is from RefSeq and is a predicted model, not a curated record. The transcript is spliced from 4 exons. NCBI's taxonomy places the organism in Eukaryota, Metazoa, Arthropoda, Insecta, Lepidoptera, Cosmopterigidae. Gene Ontology annotation, biological process: amino acid transmembrane transport. The annotation marks the transcript as partial. Gene Ontology annotation, cellular component: vacuolar membrane.